Messenger RNA from Durusdinium trenchii, 864 nucleotides. NCBI's taxonomy places the organism in Eukaryota, Dinophyceae, Suessiales, Symbiodiniaceae. The record is from the annotation of a GenBank genome assembly.
AUGGAGUCCUUGCCCGCCAGGGAGGCUGAAUUGACCCGGGAGGUGCCACAGCUCUUAGAAACGAUGAACCGAACCUCUCAAGAGGUGAACCUUUACGAGCGGAAGGCCAGUGAAGCACAGGAGAGGUACCGAAAGCUUCUGGGACAGUGGAGCCGCGUUUACGAGGAGCUGCGGUCCCACUAUGGCAGCUCCAUCGACCGGGUGAAGCCCUACUUCGAGGCCACCGCGACCUUCCGCUCGGCCUCGGACAAGGUGCAGGGCGUGGUGAGGGAGUUCUCGGCGGCGGCCUCUCAGUACAGCAGCGCCAAGGCCGAGCUCCGCAGCAUCGAGACGAAGUUGGCCUAUGGGGCGCACAAGGUGCGCUUGGAUGGGGAUCAACAAGAUGGUUUGUCGCGAGCCACGGUGCGAGUCCUGAAGUGCCGACAGGAGCGGGACCGGCGCGAGCAAGACUAUGCGGAGAGCCUUCGGGACUACGAGGAGGCCAAGCAAAGCCUAGAACGGUGGCGCUUGCAGUUGGGAGAUGCUUUGAUCAAACGCUACGAGCCAGUCUUCAAGCAGCUGCAGCAGCACCAAAGCACCCUUGCAGCUGAACGACAGCGCAUCGCUGGUUUCAGCGAGCGAGCGGCUUCAGCCAAGGGGAUCUACAAUGGAACUUUGGCCGAGCUCGAUCGCAUCAACGUGGCCGUCCACGAAGCCCGUGCUCGGGCGAAGCAGCUCGACGAGCACCUCGUUUCCAACCUCGACGAGCACCCCGUGGAGGGGGACGAGGCUCCCGAGGUGACGGGUGCCAACGACAGGACGGUGGAUCGGACCACAGAGGCUGCAAAGGAGAUCUUCACGGAGGACUUGCCUCCGGCAGAUUGA